UCAGCGAAAGCACUUUAGUUCGUGCUCGUCACUGGGACGAAUCGGUUCGGCAGUAUUCAACAAACGUGUUUUUUUUUCUACAACUUCCUCGUUCUUGAAUCAAAUUCUUAACAAUUCUGCCAGAUGCAUCAACUGAACACAAAUUGAAUGGGGAUGUUGGACACACUCAAAUUCUUCAUAUUCGUGUUGCUAUUGCUCAUCACGAUACUUUUAAAUCAAAAUGUUACUUCGAAAAAGUCCGGUGAGCGGGAUCUCAGUCAAUUUUGGCGCAUUGAAAACGAAAAUGGAACUCUCCGGAUAGAGAACCAAACAGUUCCUUCGGGAAUAUACAGCGCGCUAGAGCAAGCUCUGAUCAUCGAAUCGGUGCUGGACUUCAAAAACGAUUUGACCACGAAAUGGAUAGCUCGUGACAAUUGGACCUAUUCCUUACCGCUAGCGUGCAACAUUAAGGAGCUGAACUUUACCAAUGUGGUACUGACUCUUCACGGAGUGGACACAUUCGCAAAAGUAUACCUCAACGAUGAAUUGCUGGGCGAAACAAGCAACAUGUUCGUUCGUUACCGAUUCAACGUGAAAAACGUACUCCGGAACGAGUGUAAAAAUGUCCCGGAACUUAGAAUCCACAUACGAUCACCCGUUUCGGAAGCUUCGCUUCUGGCUGCUAGUUACGACCAUCUGAAGGUAGUCCCAGAAUGUCCUCCGGCGAGAUACAACGGAGAAUGUCACGUGAACAUGAUACGUAAAAUGCAAGCCAGCUUUGCGUGGGAUUGGGGUCUGGCAGUACCCUCAAUGGGUCUGUGGAAACCCGUGCGGUUGGAGUAUUAUGAGUCUGCGAAAAUUCGAGACAUAACCUUUGCACUGUUUGACGAUGAGACAAACUGGAGGAUGGUGGUUGGAGUUUACCUGGAAACGGGAACUAUCCGACGGAGGUUGCAAGGAACUUUGAUGUUCAAAAUAUUGGGCGUACAACUAGAGAAUGAAAUCAUCAACGUGGACAAAAAUAGCGAUGACUCAGGAGAGCUCUUCGUAGAGCAUACGCUAAAAGUCAACAAAACCGCGGUAGACCUGUGGUGGCCCAACGGCUACGGACGACAAAAACUGUACAACCUCUACGUGAAAUGGGAAGACAACGCAAUCAACAAUGUACAGCUUCAUGAUCGGGAAGCGAUGAUCGACGAGAAGCUCAUUCGAAUUGGUUUCCGAACCAUCAAACUCAGCCAGGAACGUACUUCCGAUGGGCUUAUGUUUUACUUCAUUGUUAACGAUGUGCCGAUGUUUAUGAAAGGAUCGAAUUGGAUUCCUUCAUCGGUGCUGCCGGAAAGCUCGUAUGACGAAAACUAUGUUCAGUUUUUGCUGUGUGCCGCUCGUGAUGCCAACAUGAACAUGCUUCGCGUAUGGGGAGGAGGGGUAUAUGAGAGCGAUUACUUCUAUCAGCUUGCUGAUGAACUGGGCAUUCUGAUUUGGCACGAUAUGAUGUUUGCAUGCUCCAUGUAUCCUGCAAAUGAAGCCUUCUUGAGCAACGUGAAGGUCGAAGUAAUUCAAAACGUUCGACGAAUCCAGUACCACCCCAGCAUUGCAAUUUGGGCGACCAACAACGAAAAUGAAGUGGCUCUACGCCAAAAUUGGUACGGAACGAAGGAAAAUGAGGACGUCUACACCGAAGAAUACAAGAAGCUGUACGUUAGCGUAAUUCAACCCAGAAUCGCGAAGAUAGAUAAAUGGCGCACAAUUCUAAUAUCAUCACCAUCCAACGGAGAUCGGUCGGCAAAGGAAGGUUAUAUUGCCAAGAACCCUCAGGACCCUCUAUAUGGCGAUGUUCACUAUUACAACUACAUACACGAUGGUUGGAAUCCUAUCAUCUACAGAGGAGGUCGUUUCAUCUCGGAAUACGGCUUCCAGUCAUUCCCCGCGCUUACUAGUUGGCCAGUACGAGACCUUAGAAAUGAGGAAUUGACCGAUUUGAUCGAGCAUCGCCAGCACAGCCCAUUAGGGAACGUCCCGAUCCUUCAUAUGAUAGACGAAAACCUUCCUAUGCCAAAAAAUAACUCCUCACACUACUGGCGAGACAUCAUUUACCUUAGCCAAAUUUCGCAGGCAAUGAUCGUCAAAACGGAAACUGAAGUCUACCGUUCAAAACGUAUCGAAUAUGGCACAAUGGGUGCACUCUACUGGCAACUGAACGAUGUCUGGAUAGCCCCUUCUUGGUCCAGUAUAGAAUAUGGCGGCAAGUACAAAAUCCUCCAAUACUGGAUUAAGGACGUUUUUGCGCAAAAUCACGUCGUAGCAUACAUCAACGCUAUGAACAAGCUAGACGUAUAUCUAGUUAGAGACACUUUAGGUUCGGAUGAGCUAUGGUCAGUAGAGGUUAAUAUCCAUCAGUGGGAUAAGUUCAUGCGAGUUGACAACCUCACUUUCGGCGCGAUCAAAGUUCCAGAAAAUACGGUUGUACGGAUUGGAUCUUAUGACAUAUACGAUCAUCUGCGCCAAAAGAAUAUGGAUCCCAAGGAACACCUUCUGCUGAUCAACCUUCUCCGUGACGGUACAAAGAUAGCCGAGAACUUCGUGCCUCUGGGAAAAAUUAAAACUGCAACGCAGAUGAUGGAUCCUAAGGUAAAGAUCACAAUAGCAGCGGUCAACUGUAAUGCGAAUAACAAUGUAGUACAUGUGAGUCUGGAAGUAGUCGUCAGUUCGCCGGCUGUAUUUUUGUAUUUGGCACUGACACCGGAUAACAGUUCGCUGAAGCAAUGUCAAUUCUCUAAGAAUGGAUUCCUACAGUUUACGCCUAUACAGACCGUCCAUCUGAAAUGUGUCGACAUGGGCUGCAAAUCUAAACUACAAAGCAGCGAUAUCGAUGUUUUGACGGUCAACGAAUUGCUAUUGCGACAAACAGGAUAGAUUUUUGAAUAAAGUAUGUUUAAUAUGA
Molecule: messenger RNA, 2923 nt
Organism: Aedes aegypti (yellow fever mosquito)
Lineage: Eukaryota; Metazoa; Arthropoda; Insecta; Diptera; Culicidae
Gene: beta-Man
Product: beta-mannosidase
Exons: 8
Coding region: 148-2895 (915 amino acids)
Biological process (GO): glycoprotein catabolic process
Molecular function (GO): beta-mannosidase activity
Source: RefSeq, a predicted model, not a curated record